This is a messenger RNA of Closterium sp. NIES-65, 6930 nucleotides long. The record is from the annotation of a GenBank genome assembly. Lineage: Eukaryota; Viridiplantae; Streptophyta; Zygnematophyceae; Desmidiales; Closteriaceae.
AUGCCUUUUUGGGCGAUCCUUGUUCUUGUUGUCGUUGCUGCGACUGGGUCGGACGCGACCAAGCCGAAGCCAAUCAGCAUUUCGCUGCGCGCCAAGUGGGAGGGAACACCACUCCUUCUAGAGGCAGGCGAAUUCUUAGCGCGCGAGGACGCGGCUCUCUACUGGAAGUUCCUCGCCGCCUGGCCGCACGCGUCGCCCGAUGCCAACUCCUCCGCGCGCCCCGCUUCCGCCGCGCCGUCCCCGUCCGACGGCGACUGCCUGGACGCGCUGCUGCGCGUCGCCUCGUCGUUCCUCGCGCCCCCCCUAGCGCCGCUGCUGCGCCUGGCGCUCGCCAUGCGCUCGCUCUCGCCCGCGCUGCUCCUGCACCGCCAGCUCGCGCGCCUCUCGCUCUCGCAGGCGGGGCUGCUGGGCCCCCACGGCGCGCAGGAGGGAACUGCGGAAGGGGAGCAGGCGGGGUGGGGCGCAGGGGGGGGCGAUGGGGGCGAGAGGUGGCGGGUGAGUGAGAACCCAGCGGCGCCCAAGGGUCACUGCUGCUGGGUGGAGCUGCAGGGGAAGGUGCUGCUGGGGGAGGCGGAAGUGGCGGCGGCACUGGCACCAGUGCAGGCGGAGGAAAGCAUCCUCAUCAGUGUGACCCCGCCUCGCAUCACCUCCCUCAAUCGCGCCCUCCCCUCCCGCUCUUGCUGCACCGCACUGCCCUCCCCUCAUCGUGGUGCCAGCGCCCCAUCGGCCGCGCCAGCAGCGGAGCACGGGGCGGCGGUGCACGCCUUCGACCACGUGUACCCCUCCGCCUCUGCCGCCGCAGCCUCGCACCACGCGCCCCCCCCCGCCUUCCUCUAUGCCAGCCCCGGCUCUGCCUGCUUCGCCGCCCUGCUGCCCCUCCUCUCCGCUGCUGCACACCAGGGCGCCAUCCGCCUGGUGCUGCGGCCGGUGCUGCCAGCGGGCUGUGAGCAGCACGUGGAGCGGUGUGCGGCGGUGGGGGCGGGCGGGCGGGUGAGUCUGGGCGGGUACGGAGUGGAGCUGGCGCUGAAGAACAUGGAGUACAAGGCGCUUGAUGACAGCAAGCUCCACAAAGACGGUGCAGGGCAGGCAGCAGCAGAGGGGUUGGCUGAUGACUUGGCGCAGCCAGUGAAGGGCUUUCUCUUCCACACCCUUGUGCAACGGUACCCUGAGCAGACGGGCGAGCUGCUGACGUUUCGCGACCAGCUGCUGGCAGCAGAGGAGAUCCGCGACGAGUACAACGUGUGGGAGCUCAAAGACCUGGGCAUUCAGGCCACUCAGCGCAUUGUGGGGGGAGCAGAGCCUCUGCGGCUGAUGCAGGACAUCAACCAGAACUUCCCCAAAAUCAUGGCCUCCCUCGCCAAGACCAAGGCACGCGCUGCUCGCUCACCAUUCCCUCCUUGUGCCGAUGACAAAGGUCUCCAAUACAUUGUGGACAGCACGGUGGAGGAGGCGGUGCAGGAGAUGCACGGCAUGGUGCAGGCAGGGCGCACCAUCGUGGCACUCAACAGCAUCGCAUUCAACCUCGCCACCCUCGACAUCUUCACUCUGUUGGAAGCCGUGCAGGCCGAGCUGUCGCUUGGAGCACAGCUGCUCUCUCUCAAGGUGAGCCGUCCUUUUUCUCACUGCUUGCUGUGUCAGCUGUAUGCAGCUGCACUGGCCAUUUCUCGCUGGCCUCGCCCUGCCUCCCCCCCACCAUCUACGAGUCUUCUCCCCAGGUUUCUACUCUCGCCUACCAUCACCCCCCCCGUCUCUCUUGCCAUCCCUAUUUCCUCAUGCCCUGUCUCCCCGUGCACCCCCCUCGCCACCCACCAGCUGCCAGCGCCAGUGGUGCGGCAGCUGCUGCAUCUGCCACCGGCAUCGGCGGCGCGGGAGGAGGGGGGAUCGCCGCGGCUGGACUUCCGGUCGCCGUGGCACGUGCACUUCUUCAAUGACCUUGAGCGAGACCGCGAGUACCGCGGCUGGUCGCCCAACAUGCAUGAGCUGCUGAUGCCCAUGUACCCAGGCCAGUUCCGUCCCAUCCGCAAGAACAUAUUCCAUGCUGUCUUCGUGCUCGACCCCAUGCACCCUUCCACACCAAAGGCAGUGGCGCACAUCCACAAGCUGCAUCAGGGCAGCAUGCCCCUCCGCAUGGGGGUCAUCCUCGCCUCCUCCGCGCGCCUCCUCACCCUCAACGACCCCUCCGCCCCUCCGCCCCACCAUGACCUCUCCGAACUGGCCAUGGCGCUCUUCCUGCACAUCAAGGACUCUGUCGGCGUCCGCCCCGCCUUCGACUUCCUUCUCUCGAUGUGGGGAGGCAGUGGAGCGGACGAAUCGGUGGACGACUACGAGGACGCCAUGGUCACGUUGCCGCUCCCGCAGUACACACCGCCCGACCAGCCCACCAUGGAGGCCGCCUUCCUCCACACGCUCAGUGCGGCAGCAGCCGUGUCACAGGGGGGAUCGCUGGGCAGCGACGACGCCAGGAGGGCUGCGCUGGCAUCAGUGCUGGCAGCAAGACAGCGGGUGGAGGGGGGGGAUGCUGACAGUGAGGAGGGCGGAGGGGAGCAGGGGGGAGCAGGAGGGGGAGGGGCGGCGGCAGCAGUGUGGGCGCAGGUGGUGGGCAGCUCUCGCUUUGUGUCGGGGCUUGGCCUUGCAGACGCCAUGCCAUGCCUGCUCUUCAACGGCGUCUUCUACCCCUCGCCCAAGGUGCCAGGGGGCGCACUGGAGGCGAUGCAGGAGGAGAUGGAGGCGGUGCAGCGGGCUGUGUACUACCAGCAGAUCAGAGGCUCCUCUGACGUCCUCGCCUUCUUCCUCGCCUCCGCUGCCAAGCGCUUCAACCCCGAGGUGGCCCUGCCAGCUGGCAAGACAGCGCCCUACGUGUCCCUGGCGCCUCCCAUGGCUGCUGACAACCCCGCGCUCACGCGCCUCUCCUUCCUGCACUCGCCCGGCACGGAGGACGAGGUGAAGCCCUUCUCUCACCUGCUCGCGCUGGACCUCUCAUCGCACCAAGGGGUGGACCUACUGCUGCAAGCCGUGCUGCACCUGGAGAGCGAGGAGGGCACACAUGCCCGAGUGGCCGUUCUGCACAACCCCCUGCAUGCCCCCGCCACCGCCGAUGCCCGCCUGCCACCUCUCGCAUGGCGCCACCUCGUGCCGCGCCUCAUCAUGGCGGCCGUGCAGAUGCCCAGUCGCCGCAGCAAGCUCCCAGCCUUCCUGCGCAGCCUGCUGCAGCUGCCACUGCUCAGGACCGUGGUCUCGCGGACACACUCAGGCACCGAGGAGGAGGGGUGGGCCGGCAGGGGGGAGGUGAGGAGCGAGAAGGAAGGUCUGGAGCUGCUGGCGUCAGCAUGGAGCAUUGCUGACGAGGCAGGGCUGAACAGGGCCGAGUUGGAGCGUGCUGUGACGGGCGCUGGCGCUGCAGAGGCUGCUGCUGCGCACAUGGCCCAGCUGUUGGCACCGCAGCACCGCUUUGUGGCGGCGGACUUUGCGCUGCUGGAGGAGGUGGAGUCAAAGCGAGUCAAGCCAGCGCUCUCCGUGCUGCAGGACCUGCCCUCCUGGCCGCACCUCCCGCCCGACCUCCCUCUCAGUGACCACGUGUCGGGCAUGGCGAUGGUGGUGGCAUCAGCGCUGUCAUCAGCAGAGAGGGCCAGCGGUGACUACGUGCAGUUCGCCCGCCUCACUGCCAGCCCCAGGUGCUCCUCUCCUCGCCCGCCUCACUGCCAGCCCCAGGUGCUCCUCUCCUCGCCCGCCUCACUGCCAGCCCCAGGUGCUCCUCUCCUCGCCCGCCUCACUGCCAGCCCCAGGUGCUCCUCUCCUCGCCCGCCUCACUGCCAGCCCCAGGUGCUCCUCUCCUCGCCCGCCUCACUGCCAGCCCCAGGUGCUCCUCUCCUCGCCCGCCUCACUGCCAGCCCCAGGUGCUCCUCUCCUCGCCCGCCUCACUGCCAGCCCCAGGUGCUCCUCUCCUCGCCCGCCUCACUGCCAGCCCCAGGUGCUCCUCUCCUCGCCCGCCUCACUGCCAGCCCCAGGUGCUCCUCUCCUCGCCCGCCUCACUGCCAGCCCCAGGUGCUCCUCUCCUCGCCCGCCUCACUGCCAGCCCCAGCCUCUAAGCCUCUUUCUCUCCUUCCGUACCUCGCUCCUCCCGCCCCUUUCCCGUGUUUCCUUGCCAGCAUCGGCAUCAUCCACAGCAACGACUCGGCACUGCUGCACAUCGAUGGGGUGAUAGACCCGCUCAGUGCGGAGGCACAGCAGGUCACGCCGCUGCUGUUGCUGCUGCACGAGUGGUUCAACCCCUCCCUGCGCAUCUUCAUGAACCCCCUCGUGCGUGCCCCACCUGCUUGCCCUCUGCUCCACCUGCUUCUCUCUUCUUCCUGCCUUGUGCUGUGCUGCAUGCCAUGCAUUUUCUCUGAUGCCAUAUCAGUUUUGUCACCCCCAUCCCCUCUCCGACCCUCACACUCCGUGCAUGACCGCCAGACGUCCAUCUCUGAGUUCCCUCUCAAGAACUUCUACCGAUACGCCGCUCCCCACAAGGCACGCUCCCUCGCCCCUUCUUCUUCUGCCCUCCGCCCCGUUCCAUUUCUUGAAGUGCCAUCAUCUGCUCGUGUGCUCUCGGAGCUGGCAGAUGCAUCGGGGGUGCUGGCAGCGGGGGCGGAGGUGGAGUUUCUGAACAUGCCUCUCACGCGCACGCUCACUCUCAACCUCAAAGUGCCCGAGCCCUGGCUCGUCGAGCCGGCUGUAGCGGACCAUGAUUUGGACAAUCUGGUGUUGGAGAAGGUGGCGGACCCCAGCGUUGCCGCUGUCUUUGAGCUCGAGGCGCUCAUGAUCACUGGUGGGUCCGUGCUCAUGGGUGGUGCGAGAUGCUCAUGGGGUGGCUGUGGAGGGAUUUGUGGACACACUCAUGCACGCAGAUGCCUUGGCGCAGACGGUAGAAAAUGUGGCCCAACUACUCUCUGCUCAUACCUGUUUGCCCCCACAACUCUCCCUCCCUCCCUCCACCACGCCACAACCCCCUCUCUACCACCAGGCCACUGCUACGAGGACUCGGACAUGCAGGAGCCGCCGCGGGGCAUGCAGCUCGUGCUCGGCACGCCCCCGCCCGUCCCCUCCGCCCUCCUCAACCACUCCUCCGCCCCCGCCACCGCCGCCGCCACCAGCAGCAACGGGGCAGCGGGGCGGCCACAGGGCCUGGUGGUGUCAACGGCCCUGGAGGACACGAUAGUGAUGGCGAAUCUGGGCUACUUCCAGCUCAAGGCCGCGCCCGGCCUCUGGCUCCUGCAGCUCGCCCCCGGCCGCUCCCAGACCCUCUACCAACUCGCAGGGGAGGGGGCGCUGGGGGGCAGUGGUGGCGGUGGUGCAGAGGCAGGGAGGGGCGGAGAGAAGGAGGGGGAUGAGGGGAUGGGGGCGGUGGGGCGGGUGGCGAUGGAGGUGGCGGUGAUGGACCUGCGCGGCAAGGUGGUGCAGCUGAGAGUGGUGAAGCGGGCGGGCAUGGAGGGCGAGAAGAUGCUGGAUGGCGCCGGGGGGGAGGAUGGGGACGACGAGCAGCAGGCGGAGCCGGCGGCAGCGGCAUCUCUCUUUGGCUCUUUCUUCCAGAAGCUCACCGGCAAGGUGGGGAUGAGACCAGGUCAGAAGCCGGCUGCGAAGGGCGAGGGGGCAGCUGCCAACAGCACAAUCAACAUCUUCUCCAUCGCCAGCGGCCACCUGUACGAGCGGUUCACGCGCAUCAUGAUUCUCUCUGUGCUCAAGAACACGCGUCGCCCGGUCAAGUUUUGGUUCAUCAAGAACUACCUCUCGCCCUCCUUCAAGGAGGUGAUACCGCACAUGGCGCGCGAGUACGGGUUUGAGUACGGGCUGAUCACGUACAAGUGGCCGUCAUGGCUGCACAAGCAGACGGAGAAGCAGCGCCUCAUCUGGGCCUACAAGAUCCUCUUCCUCGAUGUCAUCUUCCCCCUCUCCCUGCAAAAGGUGAUAUUCGUGGACGCGGAUCAGGUGGUGAGGGAGGACAUGGGGCGGCUGUACGACAUGCCGCUGCACGGCCACCCCCUCGCGUACACGCCCAUGUGCGACAACAACCGCGACAUGGAGGGCUACCGCUUCUGGAAGCAGGGCUUCUGGAGGGAUCAUUUGAGAGGAAAGCCGUACCACAUUAGCGCCCUGUAUGUGGUGGAUCUGGUGCGCUUCCGGCGCAUGGCAGCGGGCGACACGCUGAGAGUGAUCUACGAGAGCCUCAGCAAGGACCCCAACUCCCUCGCCAACCUCGACCAGGUGCCACCUCCCCCACCUCUCACCCACACCAGGUGCUGCUUCCCCCACCUCUCACCUGCACCAGGUACUGCCUCCCCCACCUCUCAUCUGCACCAGGACCUACCGAACUACGCGCAGCACACGGUGCCGAUCCUGUCGCUGCCACAGGAGUGGCUGUGGUGUGAGUCGUGGUGUGGCAACGCCACCAAGGCCCGUGCCAAGACCAUCGACCUCUGCAACAACCCCAUGACCAAGGAACCCAAGCUGCAGGGGGCGAGGCGCAUAGUGGCGGAGUGGGGGGCGCUGGACGAGGAGCAGCGGCACUUCACAGAGAGAGUCACCCGAGGGGAGUUCGACGACCUCCCACCCUCCGCGCCUCGUGGCACGCUGCGAUUCACCGGCUUCCAUUCAGCCCCUCGACCAGAGGAGGGGCCGGUGAGGGAGGCUAUGACAGAAGAGGAGGAGGGGGGAGUGGAUGAUAUGGAUGGAGUGAGUGAGGGAGAACAGGAGAGAGAGGAGGGAGAGGAGGGUGGAGAGGAGGGAGGGGAGGGAGGGGAGGAGGCGGGGGAUUGGGCGGGGUACGAGGUGGACACAGCAUAUGAGGACUUGGAGGGGCUGGAGGAGAUUGCGGUGGAGGCUGUUGAUGGCGUGGAGGAGGGCGAGGAGGGCGGGGAGGAGGAGGAUGAGGAGGAGCUAGGGCAUGAGGAGUUGUGA